UCCUUUCACUUGAGUCCAGUCCGGAUGUUGGUGAGUUCCGGAUGCGUCAGAGCGCAGUGUUUCAGCGCGGUGCGCUUUGUCAUGGUGUCAUCCGCCCCUUGGCUCUUUCUGCUCUGUUCUCUCUUGGAGCGGCUUUAUAGGCAGCGGAAUCCACACACACACAGCUACACUAAGGAUACACACUUUUUGCGUAUGAUCACAUUAUCCAGUUUCUUUGCUAUACGGAUUACUGACAUGAAGAGUGCAUGAGAAACGGCGAGGAAGCGCGAGCGAGUGUGCGGAUUUACGCCUGGACUGUUUCUCAUUCAGAGGGUUUGUCAAGAUCAUUGCUUGGUGUGGGCUCAAUCAUUCACUGCCUCGCAUUAUGAGAACAAGACUGGAGUAUUGGGAGAGGGUUGUUUGGAUAAGUCAAAGUUCUGACAUCAAUUCGCAGGCACUCGGAUGAAGUCGCCAAGUUUCUAAAUGCGUCUCCCCGAGCAGCCGAGAACAAUGAGCACCGGUUCUGGCAACUUUCUGCUAGUCCCAAUACCGGAGUACCCAGGCCUGGACUGUGUGCCUAAUAAAAAUGUGAAAAUAGUCGUUCUUGGAGCUAGCAACGUCGGGAAAACAGCCUUAAUAGUACGAUUUCUGACCAAGAGGUUUAUCGGUGAUUAUGAAGCCAACACAGGGGCCUUGUAUUCAAGAAAAAUCAAUCUUGAAGGAGAGCAGGUUUCACUACAAGUGCAGGACACUCCUUGUGUCUCGCUGCAGGACGAUGCAGAGGGUCUGUACUGCCAGGAACAGAUUAACCGCUCCAUCUACUGGGCAGACGGCUAUGUGCUGGUCUUUUCCAUCACGGACAUGCAUAGCUACCGGACCAUUCAGCCGCUCUAUGAGCAUGUGCGCCGCAUCCACCCGAGUGGCAACAUCCCCAUAAUCCUCGUGGGCAACAAGAGUGACCUUCUGAGGGCUCGCCAGGUACCUACAGAUGAGGGCCAGGCACUGGCAGCUGAGCUUGGAGGACAUUAUUUUGAGGCUUCAGCCAGGGAGAAUCAUGAGGGUGUGCAGGCAGCAUUCCUGCACUUGUGUCAGGAGGUGAGCCGGGCACUAGGAGGGGUGAACGGAGAGAAGAGGAGGGGAGGAUUGCACCUUGUCCGGCCAAAGAGUCCCAACAUGCAGGAGCUGAAAAGAAGAUUCCGGCAAGUGCUCUCUUCUAGAGGAAAAUCAACAACUGCAGUGUGAUGAUAACGUAAUGCCAGUGAUUGAUUUACAGUCUGAGGAGACAAACAACAUAAUAUGUACUCUAACUAGAUUUUUCACUGCAGUAUCCUUGUACCUCUAGUAAAUACUGAGGGGGGGAUAAACUUUUAUCUGAUUUUAAACAAAGACAAUCUUUGCCUGGAAGAACACUAAUAUGUAGAAUGAUAUAAUGAUUUAUCAUUACUGAUGUACCAUUUAUAAUAUAUUAAUGAUAAAUAAAGAUACGUUAUGUUAAA
Molecule: messenger RNA, 1475 nt
Organism: Tachysurus vachellii
Lineage: Eukaryota; Metazoa; Chordata; Actinopteri; Siluriformes; Bagridae
Gene: rasl11a
Product: RAS-like, family 11, member A
Exons: 4
Coding region: 463-1221 (252 amino acids)
Molecular function (GO): GTP binding; GTPase activity
Source: RefSeq, a predicted model, not a curated record